Molecule: messenger RNA, 867 nt
Organism: Closterium sp. NIES-65
Lineage: Eukaryota; Viridiplantae; Streptophyta; Zygnematophyceae; Desmidiales; Closteriaceae
Source: the annotation of a GenBank genome assembly
AUGUCGACUCCUUCUGGUACUCCCGCAAGUGCCACUAGUGAGGCUCCUAGUGUUUCGAAUGACGCGACCAUGGCGGACGACGAGGAUGUUCCUGGGGCCAAGGGCAUGAUGGGCAGGAUGUACGAUCUGAUGCUGCAGCUCACGGAAGACAUCAAUGCGAAGCUGGAGGAGGAGGAGGCGGGAUUGGUGCUGUCCAGCAGUGAACGCACGGAGGUGACCAACAUCGUCCAAAAGCGCUGGGACCAUAGCAUGGCGUGUGCCAUGCACGUGGUUGGCCGGAUCCUCAACCCGAUCAACCAAGAGGAAGGCAUCUUCCGCACCGACCUGGAGUGUACUCGCGUCUUCAAAGCGUUUGUCGCUCGUCACUACGCAGGGCGGACCGUCACGCGCAAGGAUGGCGAGGAGCUGCGCGCAUCCCACGUCAUCCAGGACGGCCUGACGGCAUUCAACACCCUUCAGGGGAGCUUCGGCCUACCCGACGCCAUCUCUGACCGUGAGCUCGUGAAGGCCGGUAAGAAGACGGCCGUCCAGUGGUGGACGUGGCACGGGACGGAGCACCCCGAGCUGACAACGCUCGCUUGUCGCGUUCUCUCUCAGCCAGUGUCCGCAUCGGCGUGUGAGAGGAACUGGGCAGUGUGGGAAUCGAUCCACACUGCCAAGCGCAACAGGUUGGGGUCCGAGAAGUGUCGGGACCUCGUGUAUGUUGCGCACAAUUGGAACAUUGUGCGCAACUGGCACAAGGGGGCUGAGUGGGUGACGGUUCUCCCGGGGAACAUCCCUGAGGCCUCCCUGCCGGAAGGGUACAACGAGGUUCUGGAGGAGGAUGAGGAGGGGGAGGAGGAUGAGCUGGAGGAUGAGUACAAGUAG